AACAUGAACCAGAACACGUGGUCAGCGUAUGGAGCUAUGCCUGACUUGAACCGCCUCACAGUGCAGGACCUUGCGUCAAUGUGGCAUCAACUGACCGUACGACCCAACGUGCUCCAGCGACCAACUCACCUGCCUAGCACUCUCAACAGGGCACCUACCACUCCAGCUUCUCCCCACAUGGGCCAAAGCUUGACUCGUCACUGGGGAGCCAUGAGUUCUCUAGUCACUCCCUACAACAGUCCUGUGGAGCCAAAGGACUCCCCUUUAUGCGAGGAACCUUCCUGUAAAAAUAAACCGAAACGUUUCACUGUUACACCUGCUUACGUUGAUAAUGAUGUUUUUUGAAACAGUCUUUCCACUACCAAAGCAUAGAUGAAUUCAUUCUGUCAUAAUGUUUAUUU
This is a messenger RNA of Macrosteles quadrilineatus (aster leafhopper), 401 nucleotides long. RefSeq lists its product as uncharacterized. Lineage: Eukaryota; Metazoa; Arthropoda; Insecta; Hemiptera; Cicadellidae. The transcript has 2 exons. Bases 4 to 345 code for a protein of 113 amino acids. The record is from RefSeq and is a predicted model, not a curated record.